Mya arenaria is the source of this 3470-nucleotide messenger RNA. RefSeq lists its product as uncharacterized. The coding region runs from base 121 to 2163 and encodes 680 amino acids. Gene Ontology annotation, cellular component: centrosome; HAUS complex. The record is from RefSeq and is a predicted model, not a curated record. NCBI's taxonomy places the organism in Eukaryota, Metazoa, Mollusca, Bivalvia, Myida, Myidae. Gene Ontology annotation, biological process: spindle assembly; centrosome cycle. The transcript has 17 exons.
GACAAAUACAGUACAAAUUUUUUCCUUAUUAUUCAGCUAUUUCUCGACAGUCCACUCUAAUAGUUUCUUCUGUUGGUCCAAUCAAUGGUAUUGAUUGACUGAACUUGCGAAUGAACCAAAAUGAACAGAGAAAGUGAGUUGGCGAGGCAGUUGCAAGAAUGGACGACAAAAGAAAUGCACUUUAACUUACAGUCAUCUCAUUCAGCAGCUUUAGAUCCUGAGAAGUUAAAAGUGCUGUGUAAAGGGCCAGGAGCUGCAAUCUGGCAAUGGGUGACACAACAUGUCAAGUCCACAGAAACAGUGAAGACAGUAAACGGCAAUCUGGCAUUUAAAAGCAAGACGUCUGUUCCAAGUUACAAAGUGAACUAUGAUGUGGGUGGGAAACAGUUCGAAGACUCUAAACAAGCCUUACUGGAGCAAAGAGCCGCUCUCACAGGGGAGAUAACUACAACAUUGAGAGAUGUCGGCCAUUUUGAGCACGAGGUGGAAAGAAUCACAGCAGAGGUUGCUGAGACAGAGCGAAAGUACCAGCAGGUUAAAGAAGCCAUCAACAACUCCCGCCGGAAGGCCGCCCUCCUGACUGCUUUCUGUGUGAAAUCAGCUGACAACGCAGCACAGUAUAAGGAAUACGUGCGAUGUCUCCAAACCAGGACAGCUACCAUCAAAGCCAGAGCACAGAAAGGCUUGGAGACAGAAGAGUAUUAUAGUCGAGAGGCAGCAGGUGGAGAUAGUGAUGAUGAGGAGGAAACAGAAGAAAAGACACCUGCACUGGAGAUUGCUUCUGCGAAACAUGUACGAGAGAGCUGUUCAGAGAUUGGCACAUUUCUACAAGACACAUUGAAUGGAGCGUUCACUAAUGAUAAAGCCUUGUUCUCAAAGCAAAAGGAGCCACUCUGGCAGAAGGUUGAGCAAGUGUGUGGCACAUUCUCCGCUGACCAGAUACUGACCGGUCUACUAACCCAUACAGUGGACACUACAGCUGCCCUCCGCUCACUGACCAGUAAAGUGGACAUCAGGAGGGACGCCCAGAAACUCAGAUUCAAGUAUGAUGGUGGAGAAGUGAGGGAUCUGUCCAGACAGCCAUCCUUGUACAAAAGUGUACAUCAAUUAUUACAGGAGAGGAACAAGGAACACUUCCUCAGUUUCGUCCAGUGUCAGAAGUCUGUCAACGAUGCUCGGAAUUUAGAGCAGUCUGUUUCCAUGGUGAAGUCACGCAUUGAGAAGAAACUCCACAAGCUUUUCUCACAGAAGUCUACAGACCUGAAACUGGCCAGGACCCUAGUAGACGUAGAAGUUGAAGUUGAUGGCCAGAGAGCUGCUUUGCACAGCCUCACACGGGAGACGGAGGCCCUGAAAGUGGUCGUAGAAAAAAGUGUCCAGCAGAGACAAGAAAUGUUUGCCAAACACCACCGCAUACAGGAGUUCCAGGAUAUAACGGAUCAGAAGCAGGGUGUUAUCCAAGUUCUUGUCAAACAGAACAUGAAUGCCCAGUCACGACUAGAAGAACAGCUGGCAGAGAUAUCCGACUACAUCGGCCGGUCGUUUGUCUCCCAGCCCUCUCAUCUCACUGGGCUCACAGGGAAACUUGCAGGAACUGUCUCACAGGAGGUGGAUGGCUUUGCUAACCUUGUACUGCCGUAUUUGAUGUUCUCACAGAUUGAUAGUGCCCUGAAGACAGCUGUUAUGGACCUGUCUAUACACCAGACUUCUCCUGUCCAUAUCAGACCAGCUCUGUCCACUGUGCUAGAUUGCCUCAACUUCAAAAUGUUCCAGGCUCCAGAGUGUAUCCUAUCCCAGUGUGUACAACUACGGGAAGAUAUAGGGGAUAUUCUUCACAGACUUGAUAGGGAAGCCAGUAUAGCAUCUAGAAGAACAGAAGAUGAUGUGGUCGUCAAUAUCACAGAGUUAUGUGAUCGUGCACGUGAGAGUGACAGUCAACAGCUCCGACAGACGUUACCACGGUUACAGGAGAAGAUUUCCCGCACCAACCAGGCCCUAGACAACUGUACACAUUCCAAGCAGGCAGCAGACGACUGGUGGGUGGAACCCGGCCAGAAGUGUGUACCCUGGGUGACUGUAGAUGACCACACCUUACAGCAGUACAUGGACAGAUGGACAGUCCUAGUGACCAGCCUUAGACAACAGCUUCUACACAACCAGUGAGGGAGAACAACUGCAAUCUCUGAUUGCCUAUAGGCAGUUUUCAUAUACAAUUUACCUGCAAAUGUUCCGACACAAAGGAAGGCAGGUGCGCUAUGGAACCAGUUGGCACAAACUAAGAAAAAUAAAUUGUUUACCUCCUUAAGCUUCUUUAGAUUUUGGUGGAUAGAUGUAGAAUUGGCAUUGUUCGUCUGUCCGUUCUUCUUUCCAUUCGUGCAGAGCUAUCACUAGGAAACUAAUUGACAGAAAUUUAUGUCAAGUGUCCAUUACCUUAGUGCAAUUGUACACCCGCAAGUUUCUGUAUCGGGUCAAUAACACAGGAGUUAUUGCCCUUUAAUAAUUGAAAUAGCUUAAAUGUUUCUGCCUGGAGCCAUUUUGUUGUAACAUAUUAACAGAAAUUAAAGAAACUUACACGAAAUGUGUAUAACUAUAUUGUGGUGGUGCAAGUGCAAGUCUCACUUAGAUCAGGUCAGUAACAUAAGAGUAAUUGCCCUUGAAUUAAUGAAAAAAAAAAGUUUGUCUGGAGCCUGAUAAACAGAAGUUAAUAAAACUUACAUAACAUGUAUAAAACUAUAGUGUUGUGGUACACACACAAGUUUCAUCUAGAACGGGUCAAAAGAGUAUUGUUUUUUAAUUAAAAGAAGCAUAAACUUGUUGACUCAGGGCCAAACUAAUAGACAGAAUUAAUGAAACUUACAUAAAUUGUGUAUAACUCUAGUAUGGUGUUGCACGCUCAUGUUUCUUCAGAAACACCAGAGUAAUUGCUCUUUUAUCAAUGAAAAAUAUUAGAUUUUUCACUCCGCCAUUUCUAUGUAACUAAUGGACAGAAGUUCAUGAAACUUACAUGAUCUGUGAACAACCAAAGCGCAGUGAUGCACACUUAAGUUUCGUCUGGAUUAGAUCAGUAAUAUAAGAGUAAUCGGCUCUUAAUUAGUGAAAAACUAAUAACUUCUUGGCCUUUUAGCUAUUAAAGAUCAAAGUAUAGUAUCUGUUCUAAUCAGUCAACAGUAGUAUGUAACUAUUAGACAUAAUUUAAUGAAACUUACAUGGAGUGUGUUAAACUAUUCUGCUCUGGCGCAUGUGCACAUUUUGUAUACCCUAGUUCAGUAAGACUAGAGAAAUUGACCUUUGAUUAUUAAAAAAAUAUUUAAUUUGCCAGUCUAAGAUCUUGUUUUGUAGCUUAUUACUUUUUCAUGUACAUAACUCUUGAUGAGUUUUGUUUACACUGGAGUCGUGUAUGGCUUAUAGAUACAUGUAUAUUAAAGGUUUUCAGUAUUUAUUUUACAAAAAAAAUAAAAUUAUUUAUGUUU